AUGAUAGACAUUCCUCCAAACCAAACAGUCCCUGUAAAUUUAUCAUGUUGUGCUAGGCCACAUCCGCCUUACUGUAAUUCAGAAAGACAAUUUAACGCUAAAGUGCUUAAAGUAUUCCUGGGCGCUCUGCCAAUACUAUUACGCAAGUACGGUUGGAGUAACGUUUCGAUUUUAAAGAAUAACGUAGUCAUCUAUGCCUUCGUGAGAACCAGGUCUAUUGGGUCAGACUCAAACAUAAUGAUUGUCAACAUCAUGGAGAUGGAGAACAUGACAAAAAACAUAAUGAAUGUCAACAUCAUGGAGAUGGAAAACAUGACACCUAUUAUGAUAAUGAACUGUUUUUGAGAGAGGUGGGCUUUAGGUCCUUUUAUGUGUGAGUUAAUAACUUUAUUCAACUCAAACUCAAAACCAACCACGCAACUAUCAGGAUAUUUUGUCUUUCAAACGGAUAAAAGUUAUUCAUUAACUUCACGAAUUAUGUUGAAACAUUUAAUGACAGGGUUUUUAAUGAUGUUUUCCGAAAUGUCUUUCUUAGAUGUAAUGCUUGGUUCUAUAUUUGGAUAUGUGUCCAUCUUGUCAGUGGUCAUCAUCACAUAUGACCGCUAUAACGUCAUCAUAAAACACUUUAAUACUUUUCCCUUAAGUCAAUGUAAAGCAGCUCUGGUGAACUUAUUUAGUAGUUUGUUGGACUGUAAUACCAUUAUUCGGUUGGAGUCAUUAAUUAUAUUUCUUUAACUCCUGUUUCUUUAGUGAUCGAAAACUAACUACAGCUCCUUUCUUGUAUAAGAUUUU
This is a messenger RNA of Limulus polyphemus (Atlantic horseshoe crab), 792 nucleotides long. RefSeq names its product rhodopsin-like. Gene Ontology annotation, molecular function: G protein-coupled receptor activity. NCBI's taxonomy places the organism in Eukaryota, Metazoa, Arthropoda, Merostomata, Xiphosura, Limulidae. Gene Ontology annotation, biological process: G protein-coupled receptor signaling pathway. Gene Ontology annotation, cellular component: membrane. The record is from RefSeq and is a predicted model, not a curated record. The transcript has 5 exons.